This is a messenger RNA of Penicillium maclennaniae, 1752 nucleotides long. RefSeq names its product bZIP transcription factor. Bases 1 to 1752 code for a protein of 583 amino acids. Gene Ontology annotation, molecular function: DNA-binding transcription factor activity. The record is from RefSeq and is a predicted model, not a curated record. Gene Ontology annotation, biological process: regulation of DNA-templated transcription. NCBI's taxonomy places the organism in Eukaryota, Fungi, Ascomycota, Eurotiomycetes, Eurotiales, Aspergillaceae. The transcript has 3 exons.
AUGGCUACACUCGCAGAACACCCUAUGCACUCGACGGCUUCGCCCAUGCCGAACAUGCCCGCUACCUACGACCAAGAUCUCGACACAUUCAUCAACUUUGAUCAACUCACCUACACAUCCGCCGACUCCCGCCCCAAGGUCGCCCUUGCGAGCCAACCCUCCGUCGCCAGCACCGAUUUCAGUGCAAGUGAUGCCCGGAGUGCCAGUUUCGCAUCAAGUGGUCAAUCUCCCCUCGCUUUCCAGGCUCCAAGCCACCACUACGAGGAACACCGCCAGCAGACUGGUCUGCCCCCCGGGUAUCCCGUCAACGGCGAGUUGUUCCAAGGUCGCAUGAAGCGCGAGGAUAUUCCUUUUGAAUUCAACGCCGCCCCGAGCCGCCAGCCGUCUGAGAUGGACGUUGAGGCCGACGGCAUGAACAACGCCCCCUUCUUCUUCUCCGCCAACUCCGCGAAGAAUCAAUAUGUCGACCCCAACGCCCUAGGCGGCCAUGAGCUGGCUCAGGCUGGUCCUUCCACUCAGGUCGGUCGCAUGUAUCCCGGUAUGCAUCAGCAGCAGGCUGCGAUCGCUGCCAAGGCCGCCCAGCAACAGAAGCAGAAUGAUGUACUCCGCCAGCAGCAGAUGCAACAGCGCCGUGUGGAGGAGAGCCAGAACGCUCCCGUCCGCACCGUUCGUGGUAGCGAUCCCGUCGUUGAGGAGCGUAUCUCCCGUCUUCUCCAGCAGAUGCGUCAGCAGGCUAUCGCGGCUGGCGAGACUUCUCCUUCUCCCUCUUCCAUCCUCCCUCACAUGGCUAAGUCCAAGAAGGACGAGGCCGACAUGGAUGAAGAUGAGCGUCUCCUUGCAAGUGAGGAAGGCAAGAAGCUUAGCAGUAAAGAGCGUCGCCAGCUCCGCAACAAGGUCUCCGCCCGUGCUUUCCGCUCCCGUCGCAAGGAGUACAUUGGUCAACUCGAGAGCGAAAUUGCUUCCCGUACCAACGAAACUCACGAGCUGCGUCUUCAGAACCGACAGUUGUUUGAGGAGAACGCUCGCUUGAACGAUCUCGCCCGCAUGCUCCUCGGCUCCCCUCACUUCGCCAACUUUCUAAAUGACAUGCCCGACAACGCUGUGCCGCCCCAGAUCCAGGCUCAGCAACAGCAACAGCAACAGCAACAGCACCAUCAGCAGCAGCAACCUCAGCAAGCGGCCAUUCAACCCAACAUGCAGGCCCUACCCAAGGAAGCCACUCGCCAACAAGAAUUCCAAAUGCAGCAGAAUCCCCAGUCCGGUAUGGUCAUGGUUCCCAACCAAAGCCUGGACGCCUCCAUGAUGAACAACGCCGGCUGGAAUUCAGGUAUCGAUAUCAACUAUGGCAACACCCCUGUCUUUGCCGUGAUCGACGUGCCAGAGGGUCCCGCUCUCGACUUUGCAGCUCUCUCUGGAAAGUCCUCGAGCGUGUGUGACGGCAAGGACGAGGCCCCCGUUCUUGACCUUCCCGAGCGCCAGGUCUUGACCCAAUCCGACGUCGGGGUCGCUAACCCCGAUGUUGACAUUGACGAGUCCGACCCUGCCUUCGCUCUCUUUGUCGACUCCCCUGUUCGUUCUACUGUUUCUGAUAAUGAUGUUCCCUUCAAUGGUGUUCAGGCCGACAAGGCUGCUCCCCACUUCGAGCUGGUUGCCGAUCAAACCUCCGCCAACCAAAUUCGGUUUGACUAUCUUUGCUCCAGCAUGGAAGCUGCCUUUGAUCGCGUGUCCUUGUUCACCUCUCACCUCCAGUGA